CGUAGAAGGCAUUAAAAACAGCACCGCACGCACACCCAAGCAAGCGCGAGUAGCCAAUCUCGGUGUUGCGGCAGUGUCGGUGACACGGAGCCGCCCCAGGAGCGGAUCCCGCCCGCGACUCCCGCUCCCCUCUCGGCACCGCACCCGGCCGGCGCCGCGCACUGACGUCACACGGUGCGUGACGUCACACGGCAAUGGCGGCGCCCAGGGGCGCACGCGGGUCGCAGCGGCGGUAGCGGAACGCCGGGGUUGGGCAGGGCCCGCUCUGUGUCCCUGUGUCCCUCUCCGUGUUCCUCCGUCCCUCUCCGUCGUUCUCUGUCCCGGGGCUCCUGAGCGCGGUAAAAAAUGAAGGCCAGAAAAGGAGGGAGAUUUAGAUCUUCCUUUAAAUUGAAGCGAAAAGGCAUUGAAGUGGUAGGGGAAUGGAAAAGCGUGCCGAUCGACCCCAAUCUGUUUGCUGAGGAGGAGUUUCGAGAUAUAGUGUGCCUGGAGGAACUCACAGAGUACAAGCUAGUCAGUUCUUCCAAAAUAGGGAAAGUAAAAGAGAAGAAGAGAAAGGCUGAGAGUGCUUCUGAAGAAGGCAAUGAGGAGGUGGAAGAACCUGUUGCUCCUCCAAAAAAGAAAAAGAAAAACAAAGAUUUGAGGAGCCAAACAGAUAAAGGCAGUAUUCCUAAUGCAGCAGAAAUUGAUGACAAAGAGGCAAAGUGUAAUGAAAUAAUUGAAGAAGCUAAUUGUGAAGACCGUGGACGUGUGACUGAGAGCAUGUCAAGCAGAGGAGACACUCCAAAGAAGAAGAAAAAGAAGGUGCCUAAAAACAAGGAUUUUCAAGCACAGGAAGCUGUUCCAUCAGUAGCUACUUCUAAAAAAGUCAAAAACUGGACAACAGAAGUUUUAUCUGCCUCAACUGAUCAAAAAGCUGAUGUGUCUGCUUGGAAAGACCUGUUUGUACCUGAGCCAGUGCUGCAGGCCUUGAGCUCCCUGGGGUUUAGUGCUCCAACUCCUAUCCAAGCCUUAGCCUUGCCUUCUGCCAUCCGGGAUAAUAUGGACGUUCUUGGUGCUGCAGAAACAGGAAGCGGCAAAACGCUUGCAUUUGCAAUUCCGAUGAUUCACUCUGUGCUGCAGUGGCAAAAAUCAAAUAACUCAACAACCAGAAAUGACAGUGUUUCUAAAGAGUCCCAUCAGCAUCAUGAUGAACCAAGAUGGGAAAAUGAGGAUGAAGCAGAAAAACGAACCCAUCAGCAGGCUGAAGAUAGCGGAGAUGAAGAUGAUGCAUCUUUCACAACAGGCUGUGUGAAGGUGCUGGAAAAUGUUGAAUUUGAUUCCAAUGACGAGACACUCACUCUUGGCUCCAAUAAAAACAGACCUCUUUUAGGACUGGUCCUUACUCCUACAAGAGAAUUAGCUGUACAAGUAAAGCACCACAUUGAUGCAGUUGCAAAGUUUACAGGCAUUAAGACUGCAAUCCUAGUAGGAGGCAUGGCUGCACAGAAGCAAGAACGUGUGCUGAAUCGAAAGCCAGAAAUUGUAAUUGCAACCCCAGGCCGUCUGUGGGAGUUGGUUAAAGAGAGACACCCACAUCUUUCAAAUCUUCGUCAACUCAGGUGCCUUGUGAUUGAUGAAGCAGACCGAAUGGUUGAGAAAGGUCACUUCUUGGAGCUGUCUCAGUUGCUGGAAAUCUUAAAUGAUUCACAGUAUAACCCUCGACGACAGACUUUUGUUUUUUCUGCCACUUUGACUUUAGUCCAUCAGACUCCUGCAAGAGUUUUACAAAAAAAGAAUGCUAAAAAGAUGGACAAGAAGACCAAACUAGAAUUGUUAAUGGAAAAAGUAGGAAUAAAGGGCAAACCCAAAGUAAUAGACUUAACAAGGAAAGAGGCUACUGUUGAGACACUGACAGAAACCAGAAUCCACUGUAACACCAAUGAGAAGGACUAUUAUCUCUAUUACUUUCUUCUCCAGUAUCCAGGAAGAACCAUGGUCUUUGCAAACAGCAUAGACUGUGUAAAACGCCUCAGUUCUCUCCUCACAAUCCUAAAUUGUGAUCCUCUUCCUUUGCACGCCAACAUGCACCAAAAGCAAAGGCUGAAAAACCUGGAAAGAUUUGCUGAGCGAGAGAGCUGUGUCCUCCUGACAACAGAUGUUGCAGCUCGUGGUCUUGAUAUUCCUAAUGUCCAGCAUGUCAUCCACUACCAGGUGCCUCGCACCUCGGAGCUCUACGUGCACCGCAGCGGCCGCACGGCCCGAGCCGCCCACGAGGGCCUCAGCCUGCUGCUCAUUGGCCCCGAGGACUUGAUCAACUUCCGGAAAAUCUAUAAAACACUGGAGAAGAGUGAAGAGCUGCCAUUCUUCCCAGUUGAUGCCAAGUGCAUGACUUCUAUUAAGGAACGGAUGAACUUGGCAAGGCAGAUUGAGAAGGCAGAAUUUUUCAACAGUCGGGCAAAGCAGCACAACUCCUGGCUCCAGCAAGCUGCAGAGGCUCUUGAGAUGGAUCUUGAUGAUGACAUGUUGAUGGGCAAAAAAGCGAGUGAGCAAGAAGAAAGCCAGAAGCAAAAGAUGCUGAAGGGGAUGAAAAAACAACUGAAACAUAUGUUGUCCCAGCCACUGUUUAAAGUCCUUAUGAAAACCAAGUACCCAACACAGUCUGGAAAACUACUCUUGCCUCAGACAUCAGAGAGCAUUUCAGCUCUAGGUGCCAUGUCCAAAAAGCAAGCCAAGAAGAAGAAAUCAAUAAAAUAAAAUUAGAUAACAGCAAGAUCAUUCAGUGUGACAGAAGCAAGGACUAUCCUCAAUCAAGGCUGUCAGUGCUUAUGGAGGAUCCCAGCUAGAAGACAGAUUGUGUAAGGAUGUUGCCUGUGUAUUGGUUGUGCAGGCACAAAACAAAAUGCUGAUUUAAAGGGCUUAAUUAUCAUCUGGUUAGUUACUGUUGAAUCUUGUCUUGGAUCUUGGUUUUUUAUGUUCUUAUUUUUUUUCACAAAUCUCUAUAUUAAUAGAAGGUAAUUAGUUUUCACAUAGUUUUGAUAAUUACUCCACUUUGUGAGAUGGGUAAGAGUUACUGAGUGGAAUUCACUGUGGGCAUACUCUAAUGGUAAAACUUGAUUUGAAUAUUAAUGUUUUUGAAGGACAGGGGAAGGGUGGUAGUGGGAGGUUUGGCUUUUACUGCCUCCAGCUCAGUAUGGAAGGCAGAAAAUACAGAUUAUGUUACCAGUAAAUCUACAGUUCUGGUUAUUUAAAUGUCCCUGUUUUCUUUCUCCUCUGAUAAUAUUUCUGUUCUGUUCUCCACGAGGUUACAUUCUCUUAGUCCUGUGUUAAUGCAUUUGAAUAUGCAAAAAAAGUUAGGGUGGCAGUGAGUCAGGACUGACUUUGGGAGAUGUGUAAAUUUCUGAGAAGUGUUGCUACUCAGUGUUUUCAUGAUUAAUAUUUGAAGUUAAGCCUGUAUUUGAAAACAUGUUAGAACCAUGAUCUUCACUGUAAUAGAGGAGAUGAUGUUUUGAAAUGUCACUUUUGAAGAUUGCUCCAUGAUAAUUGUGCUUUUAAAUAAUUCUAACCUGAUCUAAGCAAAUAUUUUUUAAACUGUUUUUUAAAAUAUGUCAGAAAAAGAUAUUUUGAAUUUUUUUUAAAUUAUAUCUGCCAUAAAC
Zonotrichia leucophrys gambelii is the source of this 3632-nucleotide messenger RNA. RefSeq names its product DEAD-box helicase 24 (gene DDX24). The record is from RefSeq and is a predicted model, not a curated record. Gene Ontology annotation, cellular component: nucleolus. Bases 346 to 2733 code for a protein of 795 amino acids. The transcript has 9 exons. Gene Ontology annotation, molecular function: ATP binding; RNA helicase activity; nucleic acid binding. Lineage: Eukaryota; Metazoa; Chordata; Aves; Passeriformes; Passerellidae.